Messenger RNA from Dentiscutata erythropus, 541 nucleotides. Lineage: Eukaryota; Fungi; Glomeromycota; Glomeromycetes; Diversisporales; Gigasporaceae. The record is from the annotation of a GenBank genome assembly.
UUUGGACACAGAUAAUGUUAACACAAACUCUUCUUCCAAUUCAACUUCUAAAAUAAUAAAUUAUACAAAAAGACUUCUUGAAGAAUAUGCAGAUGAAAUUCAUUCCGAAUUUUUCGAAUCUCCUGAAGAACCAGCAAAACGCACUAUUGAUGAAUAUGGAGAUAUGACAUGGACAGGUUAUGGUGAUAUUUCAAUGUCAGCAUAUGAUACAGCUUGGUUGGCAAUGAUUCCUAAUAAAGCAUAUAAAGAAUCUUCUGUCGCCGAAGAAUUUUCUUUGGCAUUUCCUAAAUGUUUCGAAUGGUUAAUUAGUUGUCAAGACGAAUUUGGUGGUUGGUGCAAUGUGCGAGGUGCAGGAGCUAUUACUCCGGUACUUGCCGGGUUAUUGGCACUUUGUCAAUUUAGAACUCGUAGUGGAGCGUUUUUUGAACAAAAAUUAUGCGAAAUUGGUAUUACCAUCAAACAAUUUUACGAUGUUAUAAGUAGAGCAACAGAAUUUGCACGUGUUACUUUAAAUGAAUGGAAUGUUGACGAUAUAGAUUUU